AUGGUUAAGCUUGACUUCAGCUUAGACUACGCCGUGAAGAUCAACAGGAAUGCCCAGGCGGGGGGGGGAGCGAACAAACUUACAUAUCAAGACACACAGACAGCCAUGCGCCAUAAGAAAGCACCGACCAUCACCACGCUUUGGCUCGAAGACGACACGUUAGUCCCGUUUGUGUGGCUGGCGAUGUUGGCUCUGGGCACACCCCUGGCCGUGGGUGGUGCGGCUGUGAGUGUACUGUAUGUGCUGCUGUGUGGGGUGUGUCUCGGGGGAGCGGCGUUGAGCUAUGGCCAACGACGCGAGGCCAAGGUGUACAAGUGCAAACUCGUGUGCCAUUCACAGCGACAGCUACAGACGACCACGCAGGAGCCACGUGCG
Molecule: messenger RNA, 375 nt
Organism: Sphaeroforma arctica JP610
Lineage: Eukaryota; Ichthyosporea; Ichthyophonida
Exons: 2
Source: RefSeq, a predicted model, not a curated record